AUGGGGGACAUCCUACAGCUGGUCCUAAAGAGACUUGGCUUAGGUGUGGUCACUCUUCUGGUGAUCUCAAUCCUGAUUUUUUUCGCGGUUGAGCUGCUGCCGGGCGAUAUCGCCCAGGCCGUUUUGGGCCAAGCAGCAACACCAGAAACCGUGGCUGCAUUACGCGAAAAGAUGGGCCUCGAUCAGCCCGCGAUCUUGCGAUAUUUCCAAUGGCUCGGAGGUGCCCUCACCGGUGAUUUCGGUGUUUCGCUCAUAUCAGGCGAACGCGUCAGUGAAGCGAUCAGUGGCCGCUUUAUCAACACGCUUUUCCUUGCGACAUAUGCGGCAGUCAUAGCUGUACCGAUCUCGAUCAUACUGGGCGUCAUCGUGGCUUUGCUGCGCAACACGCUGUUCGACCGUGUCGCCAAUGUCGUGACCCUCACGUCCAUCAGCUCUCCGGAAUUUUUCCUCGGCUACAUCCUGAUCCUGUACCUGGCCGUGAAGACCAACUAUUUCCCUGCCAUCGCCAGUCUCAGUACAGACAUGAGUUUCGGCGAAUUGCUUCACAGGACAUUCCUUCCGGCGUUGACGCUGGUUCUGGUCGUAACCGCGCACAUGAUGCGUAUGACCCGGGCCGCAAUCAUCAACCUCCUUGCGUCGCCGUAUAUCGAAAUGGCCCGGCUCAAAGGCGUGCCGCCCUGGAAGGUGAUCGUCAAACACGCGCUUCCCAACGCCUGGGCACCGAUCAUCAAUGUGGUAGCGCUGAACCUUGCCUACCUGAUUACCGGUGUGGUUCUGGUGGAAGUUGUCUUCGUCUAUCCGGGUGUCGGCCAGCUCCUCGUCGACGCUGUUUCCAAACGCGACUUCCCGAUAGUCCAGGCAUGUUGCCUCAUCUUCGCUGCGACCUUCAUCCUGCUCAACCUGGCAGCAGAUGGCAGCGAUAUGAACACAUUCGUCAUCGGAUACUAUGCGCUGCUGAUUGGGGCCUCCUGUCUCGCAGCCUAUUUCAAGAAAAGACAACUGUUCCUGUUGAUCUUUUCCCUCACACUCAUUUCCUUCGUCACCGGGAUCGUUGGUGGUGUCGGUGCCUUGCGUUUCAUCACAGUCGCGGCCGGCCUCCUGGCACUGGCGGCCGGGGUGUCGUACGCUUUCCGUGAGUUUCUGAUCAUCAUCGCGUCGGACGGUGUUGCAAAGGAACUUCGCACGGCUCCCCUGACCGCCGCGUUCGGCAUGUUCGUGAUCUUCACCUACGCCAUUGCAGGGAUCUUCGCGCCUAUCAUUGCCCCUUUUGGCGAAGCAGAGGUCAUUUCCUCCGCCUUCGCGCCGGCGGAUGAAAACAUGCUGCUCGGAGCAGACCAGCUCGGGCGCGACAUGUUCAGCCGGUUGAUCUACGGUGCGCGCAACACCGUCGGUCUUGCCCUGGUGGCAACCAGUCUUGCCUUCAUCCUCGGAGCGCUGACAGGUCUGCUGGCAGCGACCAAGGGGGGUUGGUUCGACCAGUUGAUGGGCCGGGUCGCCGACGUGAUCAUGUCGGUUCCCUCGCUGAUCUUCGCGCUGCUGAUGCUGAGUAUCUUCGGCACAAGCCUGUUCGUGAUUGUCAUCAUCGUCGCCUUGAUCUAUUCCCCGCGCGUUUUCCGUCUGACGCGAGCCGUUGCGGGCAAUGUCGUCGUGAUGGAUUACAUCGAGGCUGCAAAACUGCGCGGGGAAGGCAACUGGUACCUGAUCCGAAGGGAAAUCCUGCCGAAUUCGACCGCUCCACUGGUCGCUGAAUUCGGCCUGGAAUUCUGUUUCGUGUUCCUUCUGAUCGCGGGUCUCUCGUUCCUUGGUCUCGGUAUCCAGCCGCCGACCGCCGACUGGGGCUCCAUGGUGCGCGAAAACGCCACGCUGAUUUCGUUUGGUGAACUGACACCCCUCAUUCCGGCAGCUGCUAUCGCGUUGCUGACGGUUUCGGUUAACUUCGUCGUUGACUGGAUGCUUUUCCGGUCCUCCGGCCUUAAGGACCUUCGGAUCGAAGGCUAUUCGGAUGAGCAGUGGAUCGAGAUCGUUCAUGGUGUCGAUCUCACUCUCCACAAAGGCGAGGUUCUCGGACUGAUCGGAGAGUCGGGUGCGGGCAAAUCCACCAUCGGGCUCGCCGCGAUGGGAUUUGCCAGGGACGGUUGCCGGAUUUCCGGUGGUUCCAUCGAGUUUGACGGCAUGGAACUGACCACGACACCGGAAGGAGAUUUGCGUGCGCUGCGCGGGUCAAGGAUUGCCUAUGUGGCGCAGUCUGCUGCCGCGUCCUUCAAUCCGGCCCACCGGAUCAUCGAUCAGCACACCGAAGCCCCGAUCCAGUACCGCAUCCAAAAGCGCGUGGAAGCGCAAGAGGAUGCAAUGGAGCUUUACCACCGCCUCCGGCUUCCCAAUCCGGAUGAAAUCGGCUUCCGGUAUCCGCACCAGGUUUCAGGUGGACAGCUGCAGCGCGCCAUGACCGCCAUGGCAAUGGCAUGCCGUCCCGACCUGAUCAUCUUCGACGAGCCGACAACGGCGCUGGACGUGACGACCCAGAUCGAGGUUCUUGCCGCGAUCAGGGACAUUGUCGACCAGUUCAAUACGGCCGCGAUCUAUAUCACGCACGACCUCGCGGUCGUUGCGCAGAUGGCAGAUACGAUCAAGGUCUUGCUGAAAGGCGAGGAAGUCGAAGAAGCGCCUACGGAGCAGAUGCUGGAUGCGCCGAGCGAAGACUAUACCAAGAGCCUUUGGGCGGUGCGCAGUUUCAAACGUCCCCAGAAGGAACGCCCGACGGAGGCCGGGUCAAUACCUAUUGUCUCUGUCAAGAACGUGGAUGCAGCCUACGGCAAGAUCAAGGUGCUUGAUGAUGUCUCUUUCGACAUCUACCCGGGCAUGACAGUCGCGGUCGUGGGCGAAUCCGGAUCCGGGAAGUCGACGACCGCACGGUGUAUUACUGGCCUGCUGCCACCGACGAAAGGCGAGAUCCAGUUCAAUGGUGAAUCCUUGCCGCCCCGCUAUCAGGACCGCACAAAGGAUCAAUUGCGCCAAGCGCAGAUGAUCUACCAGAUGGCGGACACCGCGCUGAAUCCAAAGAUCAAGAUCAGCGAGAUUAUCGGACGCCCGGCGCAAUUUUAUCGUGGCGUGCGCGGAGCGGAGUUGAAGAACCGUGUCGACGAACUUCUGGACCUGAUCGAGCUGGAUCCGGCGAAGUUCUACAACCGCUACCCGCCAGAGCUUUCCGGCGGUCAAAAGCAGCGUGUGGGAAUUGCGCGCGCGCUGGCGGCGGACCCGUCCUUCAUCAUUUGCGACGAAGUGACAAGCGCGCUCGACCAGCUUGUUGCGGAAGGCAUCCUGAAGCUUCUCGACAAAUUGCAGGAAGACUUCAAUCUGGCCUACAUGUUCAUCACCCACGAUCUGGCGACCGUGCGCUCGAUUGCCGACGAAGUGGUCGUGAUGCAAAGGGGCAAGGUGGUUGAGCAGGGGGCAAAGGACGAAAUGUUCACCCCGCCACACCAUCCCUAUACGGAUCUUCUGCUGUCUUCGGUGCCCGAAAUGGACCCGAACUGGCUGACGACCUUGCUGGAGGAGAGGGGAACCGACUCCAUCGGCGAAGCCGCGAAUGUCUAG
Messenger RNA from Effrenium voratum, 3594 nucleotides. NCBI's taxonomy places the organism in Eukaryota, Dinophyceae, Suessiales, Symbiodiniaceae. The record is from the annotation of a GenBank genome assembly.